Messenger RNA from Sorex araneus (European shrew), 7862 nucleotides. It is a transcript of the gene CCSER2, whose product is annotated as coiled-coil serine rich protein 2. Gene Ontology annotation, molecular function: microtubule binding. Gene Ontology annotation, cellular component: microtubule cytoskeleton. The coding region runs from base 414 to 3548 and encodes 1044 amino acids. Lineage: Eukaryota; Metazoa; Chordata; Mammalia; Eulipotyphla; Soricidae. The transcript is spliced from 11 exons. The record is from RefSeq and is a predicted model, not a curated record. Gene Ontology annotation, biological process: microtubule bundle formation.
CCGGAGGGCGGAGUCCGCGCUGGCGCCCGCCGAGGGGGGGCGGCGCUGUGGCCCGGGAGUCCGGCGCUCCCUCAGGCCGCGGACGCGAUGCUGGAGGCUGCGGGCCGGGCGGCGGGGUCGGCGGGGAUGUGACGCGCCGCCGUCGUCCCUCGCCUCGCCUUGCCGUCCUGGGACCUGCAGGUGGCAGGGUCAGCCGCCGCCGGGCCGUGACCGAGGAGGAGGCGGCAAGUGGACCUCCCCGCGCGUUUGGUGGCAGCAGUGAUAUCUGAAGGGACCAUCUAGUCAUAAUUGUGAACGGGGAGGAAUACAGACAUUGGAGCAGACAAUCUGGCUGAGUUCUCUUUCUUUCUUCCCUAGACCUGAGGAAGACCUUAGAUUCUGCCAGAAUUUAAGAACAAAUGCACCUAUAGCUCAUGGAAGAAAAAACACAAAUCAAGACAUUUUUGGGUUCCAAGUUGCCAAAGUAUGGAGCAAAAUCUGUAAGAAGUACUCUGCAGCCAAUGCCAAAUGGGACAGCAGUUAAUUUACUGGGAUCUUCCAAGAGCAGCAAUGUCAGAAGUUAUAUCAAAAAUAAUGGUCCUGAUUGCCCUUCCUCCCAUUCAUUUAAUUGGAGAACGACAAAUAAAUACCAACGUAGUGCCCAAAGUACUGAACAGUCUAAUGACUCUCAAAUUUCACAUGAUAAAGUAACUGAUCCUGAAAAACAGGCACCUACUCAUGGAAUGUUUGACAAAAACGGGAUAAAGGGAGGUUUGAAAAGUGUUUCCUUACUCACAUCAAAGUUAGUAAAGCCAUCCACUAUGUUUGUAUCAUCUACAGAGGAAUUAAACCAAAAGGCUUUAUCUGGGUCAUCUAAUUUGGGUAAAUUCACUAAAGGAACAUUACUAGGAAGGACUUCAUAUUCUUCAGUCAAUGCUCCAAAAUCACAAUUUAAUGGAUUUUAUGGAAAUCGGUCUGGUAAUAGUAUUCAGAGACCUAGAGCAAAUUCCUGUGCCACUAGAAGCAGUUCUGGAGAAAGCUUAGCACAAUCCCUAGAUAAUAUUAAAUCUAUUACUUGCGAAAAAAUGGUAAGGUCUCAGAGUUUUUCACAUUCCAUUCAGAAUUCAUUCCUUCCACCUUCAUCUAUAACCCGAUCACACUCCUUCAAUAGAGCGGUUGAUCUUACAAAGCCUUAUCAGAACCAACAGCCACCUAUUAGAGUGCCUCUGAGGUCAAGUAUGCUAACAAGAAACUCCAGGCAAUCAGAAGUCCUCAAUGGGAAUGAACAUUUAGGAUAUGGAUUUAAUAGACCUUUUGCUGCUGGUGGAAAGAAGUUGGCUUUAUCAAAUGGCCCAGGCAUAACUUCCACUUUGGGUUAUAGGAUGAUUCAUCCCUCUCUACUGAAAUCUAGCCGACCUCCAUUUUCUGGGAAUAUCACAGUGGACGGUAAUAGAAAUUCACAUGCUGGCACGUGUGUGGAGGAAGAUGCUGCGCUUAUGGUUAAGGAUGAAGCUACUGAAAAGGACCAAGAACUAAUUGAAAACGAUAGUUACAGAACAGAAAACGACCAGACCACAAAGAGUGAUACUAAAAUGAGAUACUUGAGUGACGAUGUAGAUGAUAUUUCAUUGUCUUCAUUGUCAUCUUCUGAUAAGAAUGAUUUAAGUGAAGAUUUUAGUGAUGAUUUUAUAGAUAUAGAAGACUCCAACAGAACUAGAAUUACACCAGAGGAAAUUUCUCUCAAAGAAGAAAAGCAUGAAAAUGUUCCAGCCAAGGAUAUAUGUGAUUCCCCCAAGGAAAAUGAAAAAUCCUUCACUAAAACUGAUGAGUGGAUAGAUAUAAGUGUCUCUGACAGGAGUGAAUGUCCAAAGCAUACUUCUGGGAAUAACUUGAUUUCACCUGAUACAGAUUACAGAGCUGGCUCUUCAUUUGAACUUUCUCCAUCCGAUAGCUCUGAUGGAACAUACAUGUGGGAUGAAGAGGGUUUGGAGCCCAUUGGAAAUGUCCACCCUGUAGGAAGCUAUGAGUCUUCCGAAAUGAACAGCAUAGAUAUUCUGAACAAUCUUGAAUCUUGUGACUUGGAAGAUGAUGACCUUAUGCUUGAUGUGGAUCUGCCUGAGGAUACACCUCUUGAAAAUGUGGAGUGUGACAAUAUGAACCGCUUUGACCGAUCAGACAGAAAUGUUCGACAGUCUCAGGAAGGAUUUUGGAAAAGACCACCCCAGAGGUGGAGUGGGCAGGAACAUUACCACCUCAGCCAUCCCGACCACUAUCAUCACCAUGGGAAAAGUGACCUGAGCCGAGGCUCUCCUUAUCGAGAUUCUCCUUUGGGUCAUUUUGAAAGCUUUGGAGGGAGUCCAUUUUUCCAGACUCAAAAGAUGUUUAUAGAUAUACCUGAAAAUACAGUGAUUCUGGAUGAGAUGACCCUUCGGCACAUGGUCCAGGAUUGCACUUCUGUAAAAACUCAGUUACUCAAACUGAAACGUCUGUUGCAUCAGCAUGAUGGAAGUGGUUCCUUGCAUGAUGUUCAACUCUCAUUACCAUCCAGUCCAGAACCAGACGAUAGUGAUCAAAUAAUUAAGAAUGAAGAUUUAUUAAAUGAAAUAAAACAACUUAAAGAAGAAAUAAAGAAAAAAGAUGAAAAGAUCCAACUGUUAGAACAUCAGCUCGCUACUCGGUGUAAAUGUCAUCAAAAUUCUCAAGAGGAAAAAUGCACAUAUGUCAAUAAAUAUACUCAAACACCCUGGAGAAGAAUUUCUCCUCAAGUACUACAGCCUUCCAGCAGCCUUCCCAGACCCACAGACCACGCCCAGGGAAAACUAAUAAAACCACAACAUACCGAGGUCCACAGUGAACAUAUGGUCCAGGGCACACAUUAUGCUGUUGCACAUCUGGACAGAAGCUUUACCCCCAGCUUGAAGCAAGAAAGCAAGCAGGGUCUGGAAGAACGUCCUUUCCCCACAAAUCCGCAGUUCACUAAGAAUGAGGCUAAGGGUGCAUCUUCUGAAGUAAACAUGAACAUGAACGUGGAUGCUCAAAAGCCUUAUCAUCCGGCAAGUAAUCAAAGUAGUGAUGAGCAGUUGGUACACACUUCUCUGCAGACACUUCCCCAGUCAAGUAUGGCAGACCAGGCUAAGAGAGUUGGAAGAAAUCACUCUUCACCAGAGGGCUACGCGCGCCAGCCCAAGUCCUCGCAGCAUUUUAAGCCAUCCACGUUGAACUCUUUGGUACCUACUCCAGUUUCUGAAUCAUCGCCAAGUAGAACUCCCACUUGUACAACGUCACCAAUGAUCACACCAUGUGAUUCAGCAAAACUUCAGCCAACAUCUAGUCAAAUAAGCCUUGCAAAUUCAAAAGUAUCUAAGCUCCGUCCCCCUUCUGGCUCUUUUAAACCAAAACAAAUGAGCUCCCCACGAGUUGAACCUCAAAAUUUCCAGGCCAAGACAAGCAUUCCAAGGCCACUCAUUAGAAGAAAAGAAAUCAUGCAGAAUCCAAAUGGCAGUUUGAAUUCUGGGGAUUCUUUGGCCUCUAAUCGUUAUUCUCGUCUUCCUAAACCAAAGAUACAUUAAGUACUUAGUCUUCACCUGCAAAUUUGCUUUGUACUUAAAAAAAAAAAUUCUGUUAUGUAAUAGCAUAUAAUUUGCUACUGUGAUGGAGGUUCCAUUGAAAGCUUGCAAAUCUUAAAAUUAAAAUAUGGAAACAUACUAGUUUGGCUCUUCCAUUUUAUAUCCUGGUUGAAAUAUAUAGCAUUUGUCUCAGGUAAACACAGAAGUUUGCUUACCUAUCUCAGAAGCAUAUAGAAGACUUCAAUCAUAUUAUCCAUCCCCUUCACAUCAGAAAACUUUCUAUAUUCUACUUAGCAGGCAAGAAAUGUGUGUUGCUAAUGCAGUCCUUUGAGGUCUGUUUUAACUGUGAUUCUCACCUUUUUUUUCACUUGUCACUCCUGUAAAUAUGGCUACUAUUUUAACAAAAGAUUUGGUGAUAAUGGAAGACGAUAGUUGGCAAUCAGAGUUCUGGCCAGUGAUUUGUAUAUUUAAAAGGUCUAUGCAAAGCUCUGUAAUAAAUAAAGGAGAUCAGGCUUUUAAUGAAGAGUCUAUAAAACUUUUAUAUAAUUUUUUCUGGGAUCAGGAAGCUAGUAGUCUCAAUGUUUAUCAGUCAGAUUGUCCACACUUCAAAUGUUUCAUGUAACAUAUAAACUUACAUUGCUUGGACAUCUUGUUUUAUAUACAUACACACCUGUCAUACCCCCCUUUUUUUAAAAAAUUGUUUUUGCUUUUGGAUACAUUUGGAAAGCUUGAGAUAAAGUUUGAAACCUAUACCUAAAGAGGUAUUUAUUUAUAAUAUAUGUCAGUGAAGGUUUUGCUAGUGAUUUAUUUUUGAGCUUAUGGAUCCAUGAUACCUAUUUUAAAGUUUCACUGCAUAUAUUUUAAAUUGUCUUUAUUGUAAUAUUUAUAUUUAUUGAAUUACUGCUAUUAUCCGAAGACUGGAAGGAAUAGAUUUGAAAUGUUUGCACAAACCUUUGAUGGGCUAUAAAUAACUCACACAGAUGAUUUUAAAGCUAUUUUCUAUAGUAAAGCAAGUGAAGAUAUUUUGAGAAUAAUCAUAAAUGUAUUUAAGACCUACUCUAGAGAAAGCAGAAUUCAUGAUAGUUUUAUUGGUGUUUUCUUUCCCCCCAAGUUUUCUAGGCUCCCCUUUUAUGUUUAUGUAAGUUUGAUAGUUUCAUGAACUAUCAAGAUUUGGGAAGAAAAGUACAGUUGGAGAGAAGAUACUGGAACUUAUAAAAAAAAGUAAUCAAGUGAUCGGAGAUAACUCUAGGGAAAUACGCUAAUUUAUUUUAAUGUGCUGUGAAAGUAGCUGUGGAACCUCCCAGGAACCAUAAUACUAAUCUAAUCAUGCUCAGGCCCACUCAUGAGCUAGGUCAGUAAAUUUCUCCUUUUCUCCAAAAUCAUGUCAGUUUUAGACUUAACCUUUAAUGCUUUAAAGUUAAUGCUUUAAUUAUAGUUCAUGUUUUUUCUGACAGCCUUUUAGAAAUUUAAUUUUUGUUUUGAUCAGCUGAGCAAAAAUGUGUUGAGGGAUUCUGGCCUACAACCGAGUCACUCAGAUUUCUGGAAAUUUUUCCCUUUCUUGGUGCCAGAGAUUGAACCUAGGGUCCCAUACGUGUGCUCUGCCACUAGACUACAUCUUUCGUUCAAGGAAUUCCUUUAAAACACAAACAUUUGUGAAACAUCUCUUCUCUCCGUUGUCUUUUGGGGGCCAUGACUGACUGUUCAGGGGCUGUUCCCAGCACAUUGGCCAGGUGUGACUCCCAGCAGUACUGGGGGACCACACAGUGCUCAGGAUCAAAUCAGGCCUCCUGCAUGCACUGCAUGUGCACUUAGCCCCUUUGAGCUAUCUGCCUGGCCCUGUCUCCACCUUUUUUUUUCUUUUCUUUUUUAAAAUUUUAUAUUUAUUAUUACUGGUGUUUUUUUUUGUUGUUGUUUGGGGGCCAUACCUGGCAGUGCUCUGGGCUUACUCCUGGCUCUGUAUUCAAGAAUCACUCCUGGUGGGUCAAGGAACUGUAUGUGGUACCCAGGGUCAAACCUGGGUCAGCUACAUGCAAAUCAGAAUGCCCUACCUGCUGUACCAUUGCUGCCGCCUCCUGUCUUCACCUUCUUAGAGCACUAAAGCUAGUGCUUUAAUGGAAAUUUAAGAAGAGAUGUUUGUUACCAUUUAGGCUUAAUGUUCCUUUAUCAGGAAAAGCAUUCCAGUGAAUUUAGCAUUCACUGGAUACACAACAUUCUUGAUAAGAGGUGAACAACACAAAUUCGACUAAUUUCAUUUCACAGCACUCUGUGGAGAAACACUAAAAUUCUGAAAGUUUUUUCCUAUCCUGGAUAUUGAUUAGUAUAAAGUACCCAGACAUGCAGAGUGCUCGUUUGUUCAUAAAAGUGCAUUGUGAUAAGAGCAGCCAUAAGUGAGUACACGUGGUCUUCCAUUGUGAAAGAGAAAGAAACUGAUUAUAUAUAAUGCAAAUUGAAUGUAUCACACUAUAUUUCCCUAAAGUAAAGCAGACCCAUGAGCUAUUAGUCUUUGGUUUAUUUAGAACAAGGGUAGACUCUCAAUUAUUUUUAUGGGAAACUCGAAAUUUUUUAAAAUUCUGUUAACUCCUACAAUUUUGCAUACUCUUUUGCAUAAUCUAUUGCAUAUUUUUUUCCUCCCUAGGAAUUUCCAGACAUACUAACCCAUGAAUUCUACAUCUCUGUAUCUAUUGUACCUUCAUCUUGGCCAAAAUCUCAUUACAUAAUGAUGCAGCAUUGAUAAUUAAAGAAGAAAACUAGAAUACAUGUGUAAAACAAGUGUUUUUCAACAGUUUUCUUUAUAAACCAUGAGAAUAUUAUGCUGCUCUGAUUCUUAAUGUUAAGUUCAGAAAUAAGAUGAGGAUGUAACUUACCUGAAUAAUCAUAGGUCAUUCUCUCAGAUUGGCUUGAUCUGUUUAUUGCUUCUGUAGGUUAACUCUGUGCCAUGUCCUCCACAGGAACUUUUCUUAGUUCUUGUGUUGUAGGUAAAGAUGGCCACAGUGUAUAAAUUCUGAGUCUUUAGGAAAAAGCUUUACAGGGGCAAGUUAAUUAUAUAUUUGGCUGUUAAUGGAUGCAUAUCACUUAACAUUUUUUUUAAAACAAGCUUGGCCAAGUAAAAUAGUACAAGUUCAGAUGAUUUUAAAACAUUAAAAUUCAAUAGAAGAUGGUAGAGUUACAUCAUUUAAACUAUUUCUAAUAACUAAGACCCUUUAAGCAGUCUCUUUGGGCAUAUCAUUUUAAUUUGUGUAAUAUUUUCAGGCUUAUAGGUUUUUUAUUGUAUUUAUAUAGGUAUUAGGGAUCUUACUAAGUAUUUUACCAAGUAAAAUUCUGAAUAUCAAAGAAAACUUUCAGAUUUGCACUUUAAAAUGAGCUUCAUUGCCUGGAGUUGUGCCUAAAAUAUCUAAACACCUCUUAUUGGGUGUGGCUUUCUUUGUUGACGUGAAUUUCUCUAUGAUUGCUGCUUUAUGAGGCACAACCUUUCACAGAAUCCGAGCCUUAGCAUGUCACUUCUCCCACUGAAGCACUGAGUUCUUUGAAUUUUCUUUUUCCCCUCGAAUAUUUUCACCCAGUCUGUCAGAGAACAUGAUCCACAUAGACCUGGCAGCAGAGGUGUGUUACCGACACGGUGGCACCUUCUUCAUCUCUGAGCAGAGUUGUGAUGACGGUUUCCUGGUCUGUAGGGCCUCAGAGUGUAAUUUGCUGUCACCAAAUAGGCUUAUAAAAAAGAAUAAUAGAGAGUGCAGCACAUUUCAUUUAUUCUCCAUCUUAUACAGUAGUUUUUGUGUUUAAAAAUUAGUUGGAGUCAUAAGUUUUGCAUGUUCAUACAUACACCUGAAAAUUAUAGUUAUAAUACAGAUGCCUGGUUUUCUUUGGGGAUGAUAGCCUUACUGUUUCUCUUAAUUCUGAUGCUUGAAUUGUAUUUUUUAAUUUCACUUGCAUAUCAUCUUUAAAUUUUUCUGCUGCAUCAAUUGAAAGAAUACCUUUGGAUAAAUUAUUACAGUGGGUACCAAUCAACAACUUACACUAUUAAAAAGAAUCCUUAAUUUAACCUGGUAAGGAAAAGCCAUCUGCUUUCUCCUUUGAUAAAAGUAUUGCCAUGAGCAAGUAAUCUGACCCUAUGAAUUUAAAGUCUGCCAUUACUAAGGAAAAACAAAACACAUUAUUUAAUAUUUACUAUAUUGUUUUUCCCAUUCAUUUAUAAAGCAGUUCAGAGUAAUAAUUGUAUAUUAGAAUUUGCUUGUAAAAUGGAUUAUAAAAAUUGGAUGUAAAGUCUUUCUUGAAAAUGUUGGCAUAGUCAAUAAAAAUAAAGUUCAUAAUGUAAAUCUU